AAAAUAAAUAGUUGAGCUGAGCAUAAAAAAACUCCAGUCACUUUUCACACCACGAGGAGGAAACACCGACCGAAAAAAGUAUGGCCCCUGCCGAUAUCCCGAGUGUUAAGUUUUCGGACGGAAGUUCGGUUCCAAUUCUGGGUCUAGGAACUUGGAAGUCAAAACCUGGCGAAGUGAAAGCUGCGGUGGAGGCGGCGAUUUCGGCCGGUUACCGCCACAUAGAUUGUGCACCGGCUUAUGAUAAUGAGGCCGAAGUUGGCGAAGCAAUCGCGAACAAGAUCAAGGACGGAACCGUCACCAGAGACCAACUCUUCGUCGUUAGCAAGCUUUGGCAAACAUAUCACGAGCCGGAGGUGGUUGAAGAAGGACUGAGGACGACGUUGAAGGAUCUCAAACUUGAUUACCUCGACCUUUACCUUAUUCACUUCCCUGUUGGCUUCAAGCAACAAUCUGGGAGCACCUCUGCUCGAGAUGCGAACAACGUGAUUAUUACAACCGACAGAGAUUACGUGGACACAUGGAGAGCGAUGGAAAAGUUGGUCGAAAAAAAGCUGGUGCGCUCGAUCGGCGUUUCCAACUUCAACGAGGAGCAAAUCGACCGUAUCUUGAAAAACUGCUCCAUCAAGCCUGCCACGAACCAGGUUGAAUGUCAUCCUUAUCUCAUCCAAAAGUCGCUCUCCGAGUAUUGCAACAAGAACGGAAUCAUUUUCACCGCCUACAGCCCGUUCGCCAGCCCUGACAGGCCCUGGGCAAAACCUGACGAGCCCAAGUUGAUUGAAGACCCCGCUAUUGUUGCUAUUGCUAAGAAAUAUAACAAGACGACGGCUCAAAUUCUUCUUCGCUACCAGAUCCAACGGGGACACGUGACCAUCCCAAAGUCAGUAACUCCUGCAAGAAUCGUGCAAAACGCCCAGAUUUUUGACUUCAAACUGUCACCUGAGGACGUCGAGGCGAUCGAAAAGCUGGACAGACCGGACGGACGUGUUUGUCUACUUUCAUUCUGCAAAGGCCACAAGUAUUAUCCGUUCUGAGGACUUCUGUGAAAUGUGCGGUUAUGAAUAAAAUUUACGAUUUGACACAUUGAAAGUAUUUAUUUUGCUGUUUACUUUUAUUUUUCUUAGUACCAAAUAAAUAAUGACAGAUGCUGGGGU
Neocloeon triangulifer is the source of this 1151-nucleotide messenger RNA. RefSeq names its product aldo-keto reductase family 1 member B1-like. Gene Ontology annotation, molecular function: aldose reductase (NADPH) activity. The record is from RefSeq and is a predicted model, not a curated record. The coding region runs from base 81 to 1031 and encodes 316 amino acids. The transcript has 7 exons. Gene Ontology annotation, cellular component: cytosol. Lineage: Eukaryota; Metazoa; Arthropoda; Insecta; Ephemeroptera; Baetidae.